AUGGCGAUGGGAAUCGACCGCCUCGAGAAGAGACUGGACAGGUUGGAGAGGUUUUUUCCACAGAAAGAGGAAGCUGUCUCCGCGGAACUCGACGAUUAUCGAGAGUGGAUCGCUUUCACACUCGGCGUCAACUCCAACUAUCCAACAAUUUCCAACACCGUCCUUCAUCAGACCGACCUCAACUCGCAUGCUGGCCAGGGAGGAGGUGACCUUGACGUCCCAGUGUGCCCGACGUACCAAGAGCCUCCCCGACUCCCCAAGCGUCGCAUUCAGGGCCCUUCGGUACCUCAGCGGUCUUCUUCUCUGGUCAGCAGACAAAAGGAUGCCUCUUUAGCGGAGCUCCUCGAGUUUAGCUUCUCAGGUCGCUCUACAAAGAGCCAUGAUGAGCUAUCUGCUUUAUCCAUGCGCCGCUCGAGGUCUGGUCACAAGUCACCUUCACGCUCGACUUCUAUAUCGAUUUCCCCGAGAGCGCAGCCACGCAGAAAACGCAAUCCUGAUCUACACAUCCACACACAUCUACAAACCCCUCCUCCGUCCGCGCAGCAAGAUAAAUCUUUUGAUUCAAUGCUCUCUUUGUCGUUGACGUCUCUUUCGCACGGGCAACUUACUCCGGCCGCCUCUCCAAGGCUUAUCCCGCUCCCUGCUCCAGAGCCAAACGAGCUACAUGAGAUUCCUUCGUCACAGCCGGGGAGCCCUCGCAGCCGGACUGUUACUCCUGUCCGCAAAAAGCCCAUCUUGGAGUUGAAGACUCCGGCCAGCAGGCUUAGCACGGCGAGGUCGACCCCAUCCAUCAGGGUCAACACCAUCCUUAGGGAGCCCAGCUUCGAUGACUUUUUGACCCUCAGCGAUGAUGAUAUCGCUGACGAGCUUACCAACGAGCAAUUGCUGUCGCAAACAAGUCAUAUGACAUGUUCAGAGCCUUCAAGCAACCAUCUGCCUCUGAAUCGUCUCGGUUCAAUUUUCUCUGCGCACAUGGCGCCCGAAAACUACCCCAUGCUGACACUUUCCCCGCCUCUGGCCAGCAAGCCUGCUACUAUGGCAGCCUUUGAAGCUGCUCGGAUUGCGUCAAAAUAUCACUUUGACCUCGUUUAUGUGGUCAACCUGUGGCCCAGUCAGAAUGGCUGCAGCCAGCUGAAUGGUUUCUCAAAGAGAUCAUCCAUGUCGUCGCUCUCAACAUCAACAACCCUUCUCAACUCUCCUUCAUCCCCCAGCGCGUCGUUCUCCGCCAUGUCGACAGAUGACAACACCGGACUGCCGUUUUCGCUAGCUCAUGAUUUUCGACCUAUGACUGGUCGUUUAUUAGCAGCGUACGGGCUACACUCUCUCGAGAACCCAUUUCGCAUCUCAGCACCAACCCACCGAAAGAUUCUUGGGUGUAAUGAGUGGCUGGAAUACCGCAACCCCGAUGUGGCUGAAAAUGAUUUUGCUUUGGGUUAUAACUGCUCAUUCUACACUGGGUACACUCCGCCGAGGCCUUUCAGCGUGCUUGGUGAAAAAGCAAGCACUAGCAGCGUGAAGAACCACGGGAUUGUGUUUGCAGCAUAUCGCCUGUCGAGCAAUGCUGCUGCCAAAACCGGAAGCAGCAAGAAAGAGCUGAAAGAGCUUCGCAAUGAUGCCGAGUCGCUGGUAAAUAUGGCACUCGAUACUUAUAUGGAUCACAAGAGGGAACGGGGAGACGGGACGUGGAGGUGCACCCUGGAUAACGAUAAAAUCGUGCCAGUGGUCAGUCGACAGUUGCUCGUUCGUUAA
Sordaria macrospora k-hell is the source of this 1749-nucleotide messenger RNA. The record is from RefSeq and is a predicted model, not a curated record. NCBI's taxonomy places the organism in Eukaryota, Fungi, Ascomycota, Sordariomycetes, Sordariales, Sordariaceae.